UCACUUUUUGAGACAUUUUGGUCAUUUUCGUACGCUGUCAUGAAAAGCAAAGGAGAAAAUUCUUCUAGUCGUGUAAACACUGACAAAAAUCAAUUCGUUUGUAAAACGUUGGAAUAGCUAUGUCUUGGUCAGAGAAUCAUUCCACUGAUCAACAAAACUCUACAAACAACAACAACCCUUUAAGAGAAGGAACAAAAGUUGGUAAUAGAUGUAGUGAUACUACGUCAGUUUCUGUUGUAUCUAGGCCUAGUAAGCGGUCUACUCAUUUGGCUAACAGAAUUCCUGACGAUAUCCUCCUCAAUCCUCAGUUGAACCAAGAUAUGCAGCUGCUUCCCCGCAACUAUAACUUUGAAAUACACAAAACAAUAUGGAGAAUAAGACGUCAAAAUGCCAAGAAAGUUGCUCUGCAAAUGCCAGAAGGGCUUACCCUGUUUGCAACGGUCAUUGCGAACAUCUUAAGAAAAUAUGCCACAGUUCAACCUGUAAUCUUAGGAGAUGUAACUUAUGGAGCGUGUUGUGUGGAUGAUUAUACUGCAGUUAUGUUAGGUUGUGAUUUUCUGAUACACUAUGGGCAUAGUUGUUUGAUUCCUGUACAGGAUUGCAAAAUUCCUAUCAUGUAUGUCUUCGUGAGUAUACGGUUUCAAGUAGACCAUCUUGUAGCUUGUUUGUUGAAGGAAUUUUCACGAGACACUAAAAUUGCACUCGUUGGUACUGUUCAAUUCGUGUCAAGUCUUCCUGAAGCACGUGAAAAGUUGGAAGCUCAAGGUUUUCAAAAUUUGUGUAUUCCUCAGCGCAAGCCCUUGUCUCCAGGAGAAAUACUGGGGUGUACUUCUCCUCAUUUAUCGGAUAUUGAUGCCUUAGUAUACGUAGCAGACGGUCGGUUUCAUUUGGAGUCAAUCAUGAUUUCCAAUCCAUCUGUUCCUGCGUAUCGUCAUGAUCCAUAUUCGAAGAUUCUCACCAGAGAGAGAUAUGAUCAUGAGAGAAUGAAACAAGUUCGAGAGCAAUCCAUUGAGCAAGCGAGAUAUGCACAACGUUGGGGAGUUAUUCUUGGAACAUUGGGAAGACAGGGUUCUCUUAAAAUAUUGAGGCGACUUACUGAUGCUCUCAAGGAUGAAGGAAAGAAGUAUACUGUAGUUUUGAUCAGUGAACUGAGUCCUCAUAGGUUAUCUUUAUUUUAUGAUUCUAUUGAUGUUUGGGUCCAAAUAGCCUGUCCUCGAUUAUCGAUUGACUGGGGUCACGAAUACCAAAAGCCAUUAUUGACUUGUUACGAAGCCUUUGUUGCAUUAGGAAAGUAUCGUUGGCAAUCGAUAUAUCCAAUGGAUUAUUAUGCCAAAGAUGGGAAGGAGUGGUCCAAUUAUUAUGAUGAUUAACGCAGAUAUUCUUCAAGAUUCUUUCAGUUGUUGACUCCAAAAGGAAUAAUGAAAUGCAUCUAAUUCAC
Galdieria sulphuraria is the source of this 1438-nucleotide messenger RNA. Its product is annotated as diphthamide synthase subunit DPH2. The transcript has a single exon. Gene Ontology annotation, biological process: protein histidyl modification to diphthamide. The record is from RefSeq and is a predicted model, not a curated record. The coding region runs from base 120 to 1370 and encodes 416 amino acids. Gene Ontology annotation, molecular function: 2-(3-amino-3-carboxypropyl)histidine synthase activity. Lineage: Eukaryota; Rhodophyta; Bangiophyceae; Galdieriales; Galdieriaceae.